Puma concolor (puma) is the source of this 2139-nucleotide messenger RNA. The record is from RefSeq and is a predicted model, not a curated record. NCBI's taxonomy places the organism in Eukaryota, Metazoa, Chordata, Mammalia, Carnivora, Felidae.
AUGGCAGACGAAGACCUCAUUUUUCGCCUGGAAGGUGUUGAUGGCGGCCAGACCCCCCGGGCUGGUCACGAUGGUGAUUCCGAGGCAGACAGCGACGAUGAGGAAAGUUACUUCAUCUGCCCCAUCACUGAUGACCCUAGGUCACACCAGAAUGUCAAUUCCAAAGUUAAUAACUACUACAGCAACCUAACGAAGAGCGAGCAGUAUGGCUCCAGUGGGUCCCCUGCAAGCUCCUUCCACUUUAAGGAAGCUUGGAAGCAUGCAAUUGAGAAGGCCAAGCACAUGCCUGACCCCUGGGCUGAGUUCCACCUGGAGGAUAUUGCCACAGAAUGUGCCACACGUCACAGUCACUACUCCUUUACCCCAACGCCCUUUGGCCGAGGAGCUAUGAGGGAGUGCUUCAGGACGAAGAAGCUCUCCAACUUCCUGCACACCCAGCAGUGGAAGGGGGCCUCCAACUACGUGGCAAAGCGCUACAUCGAAUCUGUGGACAGGGACGUGUACUUCGAGGAUGUGCGUCUACAGAUGGAGGCCAAGCUCUGGGGAGAGGAGUAUAAUCGGCACAAGCCCCCCAAGCAGGUGGACAUCAUGCAGAUGUGCGUGGUGGAGCUGAAGGACAGACCAGGCAAGCCUCUCUUCCACCUGGAGCACUAUAUCGAGGGCAAGUACAUCAAGUACAACUCCAACUCGGGCUUUGUGCGUGAUGACAACAUGCGCCUGACGCCACAGGCCUUCAGCCACUUCACAUUUGAGCGUUCCGGGCAUCAGCUGAUUGUGGUGGACAUCCAGGGUGUGGGCGACCUCUACACCGACCCGCAGAUCCACACCGAGAAAGGCACUGACUUUGGAGAUGGCAACCUAGGUGUCCGGGGGAUGGCGCUCUUCUUCUACUCUCAUGCCUGCAACCGGAUUUGCAAGAGCAUGGGCCUCGCUGCCUUUGACCUCUCACCAAGAGAGAGGGACACUGUGAAUCAGAACACCAAGCUGCUGCAAUCAGCCAAGACCAUCUUGAGGGGGACAGAGGAGAAGUGUGGGAGCCCCCGAGUAAGGACCCUCUCUGGGAGUCGCCCCCCCCUGCUCCUUCGCCUUUCAGAAAACUCUGGAGAUGAGAACAUGAGUGACGUGACCUUUGACUCUCUCCCUUCUUCCCCGUCUUCGGCCACACCACACAGCCAGAAACUGGACCACCUCCAUUGGCCUGUGUUCAGUGACCUUGACAACAUGGUACCCCGAGACCAUGACCAUCUGGACAAUCACCGGGACUCUGAGAACAGUGGGGACAGCGGAUACCCCAGUGAGAAGCGGGGUGAGCUGGAUGACCCAGAGCCCCGAGAACAUGGCCACUCAAACGGUAACCGGAGGUACGAGUCUGACGAAGACAGCCUGGGCAGCUCCGGACGGGUGUGCGUGGACAAGUGGAAUCUCCUCAACCCCUCCCGCCUCCACCUGCCCAGACCUUCUGCCGUGGCCCUGGAAGUACAAAGGCUUAACGCUCUGGACCUUGAAAAAAAAAUCGGGAAGUCCAUUCUGGGGAAGGUCCAUCUGGCCAUGGUGCGCUACCACGAGGGCGGGCGCUUCUGCGAGAAGGACGAGGACUGGGACCGCGAGUCGGCCAUCUUCCAUCUGGAGCACGCGGCCGACCUGGGCGAGCUGGAGGCCAUCGUGGCCCUGGGGCUCAUGUGCUCACAGCUGCCCCACCACAUCCUGGCCGACGUCUCUCUGAAGGAAACAGAAGAGAAUAGAACUAAAGGAUUUGAUUACUUACUGAAGGCAGCUGAAGCUGGUGACAGACAGUCCAUGAUCCUGGUGGCUCGGGCUUUUGACACUGGCCAGAACCUCAGCCCAGACAGGUCCCGAGACUGGCCAGAGGCUCUGCGCUGGUACAACACUGCGCUGGAGAUGACAGACUGUGAUGAGGGCGGGGAGUAUGAUGGGAUGCAAGAUGAGCCUCGAUACACGCUGCUGGCCAGGGAGGCCGAGAUGCUGUUUACCGGCGGCUGUGGGCUGGAGAAGGACCCGCAGAGAUCAGGUGACUUGUACACACAGGCAGCCGAGGCAGCGAUGGAAGCCAUGAAGGGCCGGUUGGCCAACCAGUACUACCAGAAGGCGGAGGAAGCCUGGGCCCAGAUGGAGGAAUAG